Molecule: messenger RNA, 4302 nt
Organism: Capsicum annuum
Lineage: Eukaryota; Viridiplantae; Streptophyta; Magnoliopsida; Solanales; Solanaceae
Product: WD repeat-containing protein 26 homolog
Exons: 5
Coding region: 2403-4133 (576 amino acids)
Molecular function (GO): protein binding
Source: RefSeq, a predicted model, not a curated record
UUAGCAGACGAACCUAAAAAUGCAUUUGUAUUGAUUUGCUCUAAUGGGUAACCCUUCCCUUCAGUGUGUCCUAGAGCACGCAAGAUCCGAUACCCAUAAAGACAUACAAACCGAGCCCCAUUUCUCCGCCUCUUUACAUCUGCCCCUCCACGAACCGCCUUUUAACCAAGACCCAAUCUCUACAUAUCAUGCCGAUCAAACCUGAGCACCAUACUUUCUCUUCAGCUAUCUUCAUUUGCGUCUAUUCCUCAGUUUGUUCAGCAAUCCACUGAUUGCUUUCUCACUAAGAAGAGAAAAUAUUAUACUAUCAUCUCUUCCUUUUGGGUUAUCAAUCUAAUUCACCGGUUUUUCUUUUUUGAUCUAUCUGUGUAUCAUUUUGAUCUGAAACGUCAGGGUAUUGGUGAUUCUAUGCACAUCUAUUGAUACCCUUUUGUGGUAAUUUUAUAGUUCUUUUACUUUUACAGGAAUGGGUAUUUUAGGAGUUGGCAAGUUGCCACACCUGAAUUUUGAAUCUUGAUCUUUCAUAUGGAUUUAUUUGAUGCUAUUUUAAGGAUUGUGAGCAAUUUCAUUCAUUCUGAUGGGACCAGAGCAAUCUGCUCGUUAACUAAGAGGAUUAUGUUUUUAGUCGCUUAUAUUGUUUUUAUGCAUAUCUUGAACUUUAGGACUCUGGUGACUAAAUGUGAAUCCCUCAAUGAACAUAUUCUACCAAUCGUUGCUCUUUUCUAUUUAUAGAACGACUAAGUUUAAUGAAGCAAUACCUUCACCAUUGUUGGACUGGAUUUUGGUGUUAGUGACUUGUAGGUUAAUGUUUAAGAUUUAGAGUCUCUAGCCUUAGAGAACACCUAAUUUGUUUUAAAAUAAACAAAUUUAUCUAUGCUGGAAAGAAGUGGGCCUGAAAAUGGAUAUAGAUGAUUCAUAUAGUCGACUUCAACUAGUUUAGAAAUCAGUGUUGUUGAUUGAUUCCGUCUUUUUAAUAAUAUUUUCUGUGGUAACAUACUUGGAAAUUUGAUAAGUAUGAAUAAGGUCAAUUACGCUUAAGGGUCUAAUGGCUUAUCACUGUCAUGGUCAUGGUCACUGCAAGAAGUUGUUGCUCCAAGCUAUUUCUAUGACACUGACUUUGUGUUGGCAAUAGGUAUCACUUGAGGUAUAUAGCGGUGCAGGAGACUGGUUGUUUGUAGUCAACUCUUGCGAAGAUUUACUCUCUAACAGUUUGAGAUUGUGUUGAGAACUCCACCUUACUAUUAGUAUUUCAAGCAUCAGUUCAUUUGCUUUCUUGGGUUAAAAAACUCUUCUAAGUGGACAAGCAAUUAUAGAUGGAGCUAUCAAGUUGAUAUUGACUAAUGUACCUUGCAGGUUUUCUUUUGUUAGACUUUCAACAUCAAGAGCCUCACAUAUGGAGGGAGUUGUGCAUUAAUAUUUAGCAUAACCUUUGAGCACUAAUUACCCAUACUAAGAAGAUAUAGGGGAGGAGGAAAUAUUAAUAGCCGCACUUGAGAAAUGUAUGAUUAGGUGUUUGCAUGGAUAACAUAUGGUUUACGCCACUACACGUCAUCCAUUUUAUGUAGGAUCGGAGGGUUUUUUAUUUGCAUCUAUUUUUACACUGUAUUGCUUUGUGAUCAUAUGGCUUGUAACUAAACAAUACUGAUAAAGGAAACAAGUAGGAGCAUCAUUGAAGUUAUGUUAAUACAAAAGAGCAGUCCGGUGCGCUAAACUCCCUCUAUGCACCGAGUCGGGGAAGGGCCAGACCACUAGGGUUUAUUGUAUGCACCCUUAACCUACAUUCCUACAAGAGGUUGUUUCCACAGCUCGAGCCUUUGACCUCCUGGUCACAUGGAAACAACUUUAGUAUUUGCGCUAGGGCUCCUCUUAUGAAGUAUUAUUGUUUUUUGAAAAAUAAUUAGUACUGAAUCUGGUUGUUCGAUUUAGGCUAUCUGUUGUUUAAGAUUUUAAGUCACGCUAUUCCCUACCUUUUUCCUGUGUCUCACUCUCCCACUCUCGUUGGAUUAAUGCUCUUAACCUUGUUUAUAGAUGUAGCUUUGCAUAUACGAAGGUGACGUUCUCUUGGUUUGUUGAUAGUAAGAAAAUUCUUAUUCUAUUAGAUGCAACUCCAGGUUCUCAUAUCUUUUACUCGAGUUUUAUUUAGCAAUUGUGCGUAAUUCAAAAUUUUCUUUUUUUUGUGGUGAUAAGGGAUGUUGAGAAGGCUGUUUUUUCUCUAACUUGGCAGCACAUGUGGUUAUAUUGAUAAUGUGUCCAUUAUCCAAGAAACUAGUAUAUAAUAGAUUGAAGAUAAUUUGUCUACGGCAUAGGGCACUUUUUUUAAUCAUUGAAGGACUUAGAUUGCAAUUUCAACUUGAAGUUGUGAUUUCCCCCCUGUUUUUAUAUAUGGGCUGAGGUACAUAUUUAUGGGACGUGCAGAGGAUGAUGAACCACCAUCAAAACGUGUGAAAGUAUCCUCCAGAAAAUCCGGAGAUCUUUCAAAGAGUACACUUCUGAGUGAUCCUGCAAGUCGCUCACUGGAUGACUUGAUGGCUCGCCCCCUGGUUUGUCAAGGGGACGAUGAUGUUGUUGGUGCAAAAAGGGUUGUUAAGAAAGUUGAAUUUGUGCGAAUUCUAGCAGAGGCAUUAUAUUCUCUUGGUUAUAACAUAACUGGUGCACUUCUAGAAGAAGAGUCUGGGAUACCUUUGCAAUCUGCUGUAGUAAAGUUAUUUAUGCAGCAAAUCCUUAAUGGUAAAUGGGAUGAAAGUGUAGCCUCUUUACAUAAAAUUGGUCUAAUGGAUGAAAAAAUUAUUAAAUUGGCAUCAUUUGUGAUAUUGGAGCAGAAGUUUUUUGAACUGUUGGAUGGAAACAAUAUCAUGGAUGCUCUAAAGACAUUGAGAACUGAGAUUGGAUCUCUUUGCAUAAACAAUGAUAGAGUCCGUGAGCUUUCUUUAUGCAUUUUAUCACCUUCACAGCGGGUUGGUCAAGAUGUUGUGAGAGCAAAUUCACGAACAAAGCUCCUUGAGGAAUUGCAAAAAUUGCUUCCCCCCACAGUCAUAAUUCGUGAACAGAGAUUGGUACAUCUCGUCGAACAGGCUCUUGACUUGCAACUAGAUGCUUGUAGAUUUCACAACUCUUUGGUAGGUGAGAUGUCUUUGCUCACUGAUCAUCAGUGCGGAAGAGAUCAAAUUCCAUCUCAAACUUUGCAGAUAUUACAAGAUCACAGUGAUGAGGUAUGGUUCUUACAGUUCUCCCAUGACGGAAAAUACUUGGCCUCGUCAGCUGCUGAUUGUUUGGUGAUCUUAUGGGAGGUGAAAUUGGAUGGUUUAAUCUGCGUGAAGCACCGGUUUUCUGGUCACCAGAAACCUGUCUCCUAUAUGUCAUGGAGCCCUAAUGACCAUCAACUUCUCACCUGUGGAGUAGAGGAAGUUGUCAGACGGUGGGAUGUUGAAUCAGGCGAUUGUAUACAUAUUUACGAAAAAAAUGGUCUUGGUUUGAUCUCGUGUGGAUGGGCUCCUGAUGGGAACAGGAUAUUAUGUGGUGUUUCAGAUAAAAGCAUUAGCCUGUGGGAUCUUGAAGGGAAAGAGUUGGAGAGUUGGAAAGGCCAUCGAACUAUUAGAAUAUCAGACUUGGGGAUAACUAGUGAUGGGAAGCAUGUAGUCUCUGUUUGUAGAGACAAUAUGAUACUAUUAUUUGGAUGGGAAUCAAAAGCAGAGAAAGUAAUUCAGGAGGAUCAAACAAUUACUUCGUUUGUAUUGUCCACAGACAACAAGUAUUUAUUAGUCAGCCUUUUGAAUCAAGAAAUACAUCUGUGGGAUAUAGAGGGCACUGUCAAACUCAUAUCCAAAUAUAAUGGGCAUAAACGUUCACGCUUUGUUGUAAGAUCUUGCUUUGGCGGACUGGAUCAAGCAUUUAUUGCCAGUGGAAGUGAGGACUCACAGGUUUAUAUAUGGCACAAAAGCUCAGGAGAACUUGUUGAGACAUUGGCUGGACAUUCUGGAACAGUCAACUGUGUUAGCUGGAACCCAGCAAAUCCUCAUAUGUUGGCAUCUGCAAGUGAUGAUCAUACUAUUCGCAUAUGGGGCUUGAAUCAAGUAGACGUUAAACAUAAUGAGACAGUUAGUAAUGGUGUACAUUACUGCAAUGGGGGAACUUAGACGUCUGGAAGGCAAAGUAGGGUAAUGUAAAGUUAACUAGAUCCCUUUUCUUUACCAUUUCUUUCUAUGUAGAUUCUUUUACAUCAAUGUCAAGUGAACAUUUAUGACAAGCAGGAAUGUGAAAUCUACAUUAAGUCCGGCAGUAAAUGUGUAUUCUAGUUUUUUAUUG